Endocarpon pusillum Z07020 is the source of this 3552-nucleotide messenger RNA. RefSeq lists its product as uncharacterized. Lineage: Eukaryota; Fungi; Ascomycota; Eurotiomycetes; Verrucariales; Verrucariaceae. Bases 1 to 3552 code for a protein of 1183 amino acids. The record is from RefSeq and is a predicted model, not a curated record. The transcript is spliced from 2 exons.
AUGCUGUUCCCUGGGCAUGAAAGAAGCCGGCUUUUGCUAGAAGACUCAGCCAACAGUGGUACCAGGUUGAAGGUUCAAGAGUGUGCCACCGUCGACAAGGAUAAUACUGCGACAGAGUCUCUGAAAUUCGACUUGUUGUCAGACUUCAAGCAGAUUGAAGCACCUACAAAGCCCUCGGUAGAAGAACAAAAUCACGAUCCGAAGAUUGCUACUGCCCAGGCUAAAACCAAGCUUGAUGACCAAUGGCCGAAUGGAAUCCCACCGACUGGGCCACGGAAAUCUUUAAAGUGGGCUGGUCAGUAUACCCCAAGACGUCCGUCCACUACAGUUGAGCGCGUUCAGAAGCGUGUUGUUGAUGAUGGCACCGCUCUCAAGGGUACAGUGCCAAGACCCUUACUCUCUCAGACCUUCGAAAAAGGCAUUCACAGUCUCGCAACGACAAAAUCUGUUGAUAAAGCUGUUUGCGGCACAAGCACGGCAUUGGAAAGUCUUCAGAGAACGAAAUCCUCUAUGCAUGAUUCCGGUCAUGUAACUACACUAGCUGGAUAUGAGACAGUUAAGACGAUAUCUCAAAAUACGACAAAGCUAGAGUCGAUUGAACAGAAUGAUGGGCAGUGUGAUAAGCAAUUGCAAAUCAAUGUGGAGGUAUCAGAGUACUCGCCGCCAGAGUUUGUCGCUCUACUCAGCCCAACGAAUGUUCCAUCAAUGCCCUCUUCGGACCCCCAAACAUUCCUCGGAAAUGGUAUAGGCCACGCAACAAAAAGUCCGACAUAUUCUGUGAACAAGACACACGCGCCAUACACAAACUCUCCAUCAGGCGUCCAGCACAAGGACACUGCAAUUACUGAAGAUAAUUGGGUCUGCCGACGCUGCUUGAACAAGCUUGCGAAGAAGGCCGAACCACAGCUACCCUCGAUCUGUCAGCUUCCCAUCACGACUCAGUCUGAAAGCAUCGGAGGAACCCAUGGUGUGCCAGCCGCUGCUCAUAUCCCUGUUUCGCUGCAUGAUAGUAGACUCCCUGAAGAGUCAUCAAUUGCAGACGCAUACUCCCAGUCUGCUAUUCGCUUCGGGGACUCUCACAUCAUGCAAAAAGAAUCUGCUCACAAGCCUCAUGCGGGAGAUGAUCGACGGGUUCGUGGACAUGGCACCAUUGGUGAUGCUCCGACAGCCGCACCACAUAGCAGGGCACCGUCAGAUUUGAAUACCAUGUUAAUGACUGAGAACACAAUUAAUUUGACCUUAGUGACAGCAAAGAAACCUGACGAUAUUUCACCCGCUAACCUUCCCUCCUACUCUCGUGGUUGGGAAGCAAGAACUUAUGGAAAGGCUACGAAAGCAGAUUCUGUAAAUGGCUCCAGAGACUUUGCACCUUCUUCGCCAGCAGCUGCACCUUCCGUUCUUCAUCGAGCGACUCAUACCACGACUGGACCCCCGCUGUCUCCUAAUGAAACGCCACCUAGCAUGGAAAUUCUGCGAGGUGAUACCAGUAUCUUGCCUCCCAGUGCUGAUCUCCUACAAGGCCACAGUAGGGAUUGUCGCCCACCACGCCCGUUAGACCCGGAGGAGACUCAGGCCGCAUCUCAAUUGUUGGCAGAUGAUGCUGUAACAGCUCCCUGGGGAAGGACGAAAUCGUCUUCAUGUGAUAACAAAUUCUCGAGGAACGCAAGCGAGCUACCUAAUGGUGAUCGCUCUGUAAGUAAACAUCAAGCUCGGAAAGCUGAAGGUCUGGUCUCAAUUGGUGAGUUGAAUAUACCGGAAACCCCUUCUGAUGUAAUGGCAACCGCCCAAUCCGCCGACCACUGUGCGGCAAAGCGAGAAAAGAUAUCUCGCUUGUCUACAUCGCCACCUCGAGAAGCGAGCCAGGGGAAAAGCAGCAAUAUCGUUCGGCCUUUCAAGAAGCUGUGUAGCCUGUGUCAGAGACCGAUCCUUGGAUCAACUUCAUUGUGCACGAAAUGCAAGCAGACGACGGACGACGAAAUGCCUUGUCGCCCUAAUGAGAGCCUUGGUAAUGGGUCUCUGGAAGUGGUGGAUUUACCCACAAUGACAAUGACUGGUCUGACCACUAAGAAGACCCAGGUGGCCUGUGGGAACAUGAUCGGCCAAUGGAAACUAGCCAAGGAAUCGCGAAGCCAAGAGGACGUCACUGGUGCUCUUCGCAUGUGUUACGAGAGUCCUGUUCCUGGUUCACCAGUUAUCCCUGAAACUCCAGACCUUGGGUCGGAAAAGACAAGCAAUAGCCGUGACCUCCUGCGUACAGAGCAUGGGAGAACAGAACCAAAUCAAAUAAGAGCAACAAUACCGAUAGUACCUCAAAAGAGACGAAAUAUAGCUCCCUUGGCGUCUGACAGUGAUCAUUGCUUCAGCAAGAAGAGGCCUCGGUUUUUCAAGCCUACCACAAAAUCUAUCGCAGUCACUGUACCUCUUGUAAAGUCCAAUCAGCCACCGCUAACUCCGAAAAGCGGGUCGCCACAUGUCGAGCUUAUUUCACGAGAUGCGUCUGUCCAAGCGAGUGUCGAAACAGCACAUAGAGGAACGUCCCCAUGUUCAGCGUCCUUUCCAGGGCCUAACAAGAAUGAUGGACAACCAAAAUGUUCAGCUUUGCCGGAUGUUGGAAGGGACAAGGCCAUAUCUGAGGAUGGGAAUAUCUCUAUUUUCAAUGGCACCCCACGCGAAGCUACAUGCCGCAGCCCAUGCUCAAGUCGAAUGACGGAGCAGUGGCAGAGUGUAAAGGAAAAUGUUGUGAGGCUUGAGCAUCAAGCUAAGGAAUUUACCGAAAGAAAUCAAGCUUUCGAGCAAGCUAAGAUGGCAAUCGAUCGGCUGCAGAGACCAGAUCAAGCAAAGGGGCAACUGCCAACACAAAAAUCAAGCGUUCCAGGUGCAGAACUGUGCAAGUUAGAGGAUGACGGAAAGGUCGUAAACAACCACAGCACCAGCAUGAAUGACAGUGUAACGGGAAAUGCAGGCAAGUGGACUUUAAAGGAUGAAAAGGCGUUGCUGGAAAAGCUAAAGCACAGAGGAGUCAUAUUCGAAGAUGAUUCAUCCUCCGAUUCGGAAGUUGGCAUACCUCCUCCCACAACCAAGUCUGCUCCAAGAGAUCCAUUAUGGCGCCGCCCACGGUCCUCAUCAGAUCUGUUCAUGAUAGCUCCAGACCUAAAUGGCAAUCAUAACUCCACUGAUCCCACGCGAAGGAGAAGGGAGAUAGCAGCUCGCCCGUUCAGGAAAGAACGGCGGCUGAACAUAUCGUACCUGCGUCAAGAGCGAGGCGAUAAUAUUCAUGAAGAGAUCGACAGAAUCUGUCCAUCUCGAAUGGUCAAAGUAUCUUCCACCCUCGCAUCCACUUUCCCUGAUCCAAUGGAGAAGAGUGAGCAACGAACACAAGCGGAGAUGACCUUCAGCGAGUUUAUUGGCGUUCCUGCUUCACCAAUGGCGCUGCUAACCAAGGAUAAACAGUUGGCCUUCCGGGACGGGACGAGAGAUGCAAAAGGCAGCUUGCCCAGGGCAAGGGAAAAGUUUAUCGUUACAAACAGAAACAUUUUCUGUAUGGAGAAAUGA